Messenger RNA from Schistosoma guineensis, 1050 nucleotides. Lineage: Eukaryota; Metazoa; Platyhelminthes; Trematoda; Strigeidida; Schistosomatidae. The record is from the annotation of a GenBank genome assembly.
AUGGCUAGUUCAAAUCAAUCGGAUAUUUACCAAACUAAUCAAAGUCAACUAUCUAAUAUUACAAAUCAAUCGGAUAUUCGUCAAACUACCGAAAGUCAACUAGAUAUCGGAAAGAUUUUAACAUUCCCCAUAGAUCAUUGGCGCAUUUUGUUAAUACUCUUUGGAGUUUCUUUGAUAAAUAAUCAAAUCAUAGCAGUGUUGAAGAUUUGUUUCAAGUUUACACUUAAAAAAUGGUGCUUAUCUAAACGGAAAACACUUCGUAAAGCUGGUGAAUGGGCAGUUGUCACUGGUGCAUCGUCAGGUAUUGGUGAAGCAUAUGCAGAAGAACUAGCCAAAGAAGGUCUCAAUAUCAUGCUUAUCAGUUAUGAUGAAGAACAACUAUCAGACGUUUCUAAUCGCAUAGCAAAUACCUACAAUGUUCAAACGCGAAUUGUGGUUGCAGAUUUUACUAAAGAUGAUGUUUAUUUGAUAAUAAGACCUGCUGUUGACCAAUUGUCUACAAUAGCUUGUUUAGUGAAUAAUGUUGGUAUGGCGUUACCCUUUGAAUUGUUUGCUGGAGAAGUUGAUUCCCCGAAUGAAGAAUCAAUUAGAAAUAUCAUUCAUUGUAACAUUAUGUCUACAGUAACAAUGACAAACAUCAUUCUGCCGAAAAUGUUAACACAGAAAGGACCUAAUCCUGGUAUCAUCAACAUUGGAUCUUAUGCAGGCUUGAAAGUGUUUCCUCAUGCUACAAUGUACUCUUCAACCAAAGCAUCAAUUAUUCAAUUUUCUAAAUGCUUGGCUGCAGAAAAGUAUAAAAAGAAUGUGAUUAUACAAGCGAUUUGUCCAUUAUGUGUAUCCACAAAUAUGACCAACCAAGUGAAAACCACAUUUUUCACACCAUCUGCUAAAGUCUUUGCUAAAAGUGCAUUGGAUAUGUUUGGCGUUGAACAACAAACUACUGGUUAUAUUCGACAUGAUUUACAAACAUAUCUUUACGAUUUGUUACCGGCAAUAAUUUCUAAACAACUCAUGAAACUAAAAGCCAAUUCACAACGAAAUAAAGCUUGA